Diatraea saccharalis (sugarcane borer) is the source of this 1763-nucleotide messenger RNA. Lineage: Eukaryota; Metazoa; Arthropoda; Insecta; Lepidoptera; Crambidae. The record is from the annotation of a GenBank genome assembly.
AGUUAAUUUAGUGGUCGUAUUCCGUGCUGCAGUUGACUGGGCGCUCCACGCUCGCUCUGACGUACGCUCCGUACGCUCGCUCGCCGGCCCCGCUACCGAAUACGUUUCCGUACAACUAAAUAAUUCACAAAUUGCAGCUCCCGCGUAGCCUUGCGAUUCUCGAGCAUCCAGUCGGGCAGGCUUCAUGAGUCAAUUUUGCAACGCGACUUUAUUAACACGCCGUUUGUUUUUGGCAGUUUUCAAUAUUCAAAAUUUGACUGUCUAAUUUAUUUUUAAUUAACUUUUCAAAUUAUGGUUUGAUUUACGUGUCUGUGGGAGAAAUGUUGUCCAUGGAAUCGUUGUGGUCUGGUUCUGAGGGAGAGUUGUCAUCUUUGAGGCUCUGUAAAACCGCCUUGGAAAGGUCGGAAUACCGGCAAUGUAGACGGAAGCCUUCGAAGAGCCUAAUCCCCCAAGGAUUGCUUCACGCCUUGCCCGAGCCACAGCCUAAAUCUCACAGGCGUCGCAGAUCUGGCACAUGGCCGAGGACCAGAUCCUUAAACGCCCCAUCGCCUAUUCAGCAGUUUGGACCAUGCGGCAGAAUAAUGAAGAAUUCGGCCAUGGUCAUGCAAAUCCAGGACCCGGCGUCGCAGCGGUUGACUUGGUACAAGCCCCCGCUAACGGUGCUGGUCAUCAAGAAGGUGCACGACGCCACAAUCCUAACACCCUUCGUGCAACUCGUUCACUGGCUCGUGCAAGACAAAAGUAUGGUCGUGUUUGUAGAAGCGGCGGUGCUGGAUGACGUCCUACUGAAAGAGUAUGAAAGUUUCGUGGUAGUAAGGGAGAGGCUUAUGACGUUUCGCGCCGGUACAGACGAUCUCACCGACAAGAUCGACUUCAUCAUCUGUCUGGGCGGUGACGGCACCUUGUUGCACGCCAGUUCACUAUUCCAGCAAUCAGUCCCUCCAGUAAUGGCAUUCCAUUUAGGUUCAUUGGGUUUCCUCACACCAUUCGAGUUCAAUAACUUCCAGGACCAAGUCAUGAACGUUUUAGAAGGUCAUGCAGCGUUGACGUUAAGGUCUAGAUUACAAUGCGUAGUAUUAAGAAAAAGCAACGACAACGGCAAAGACAAGAAGAAGCCAACUACCAUACUGGUGCUCAAUGAAGUGGUAGUGGAUCGGGGGCCUUCACCGUACCUAUCGAAUAUAGACUUGUUCCUAGACGGGAAGCACAUUACAUCGGUUCAAGGCGACGGUUUGAUAGUGUCAACGCCGACGGGCAGUACGGCGUACGCGGUGGCGGCGGGCGCGAGCAUGAUCCACCCGUCCGUGCCCGCCGUGAUGGUGACGCCCAUCUGUCCGCACUCGCUCUCCUUCCGGCCCAUCGUGGUGCCCGCCGGUGUCGAGCUGAAGAUUGCACUGUCGCCGGACGCCAGAAAUGCAAUGUGGGUGUCAUUCGACGGCAGGAACCGGCAAGCGCUCCAACAUGGCGAUAGUUUAUACGUCACAACGUCAGUAUAUCCGGUGCCGUCGAUCUGCGCACAGGACCAAAUCUCCGACUGGUUCGACUCUUUGGCUGAAUGCCUGCACUGGAACGUGCGUAAGAAACAGAAGCAUAUGGACGAGCUCAGCGACCACACGCACUCUUCCAACGACAAUCUAGAGGAAUUAGAUACCAACCACCAUGACGACAGACCAGCGGACACGUGACGUGGCGUACGAUAUAUACUUUUAUUUAUAAAUGUGACGUACGCUUUUGGUUUUCGUAAUUAUAUGAUUAUAUUUUUA